AACACUAGAGUAGUUAUAGAAACUCAAGUAGAAAAAGAGAUUGUUAUGGGUAAUGAGGUAGAUUCAAAUAAUCCAAUGUAUAAAGAUUCGUUUGAAUCGUUUAAAAGUUUUCAAGAGGGAAAAAAAGAAAAUAUUAAUGUCGAUCAACAGGAGCUACCAUCAAUAAAAAACCACAAUCAAGAAAUUUUAGAUUACAAUCAAGAUAGAUUUAAUUUUAAAAAAAUAAAACCAAUGAGGGGUGAUAUAGUGUUGUUUAUCUCAUCAGAUACAGGCGACUCAACAAUGGGUUAUUUAGAAGAGUCUAAAGAUGGCAUUUAUUCAACUAAAUUAAAGAACUAUUUGGAACCAGCAAUUCUUACCGAUGGUAAAAUACAGAUGAUACUCCCAACAUCAUACUUAAGAGAUAACGUUAGCGGAUUAGUGCAAGGCCUAAUGGACUCUUUAGUGGAAUUAUCAAAGUUUUACAAUAUUCAAAUAUCAGAACUAAAUAAAAUUAAAAUAAAACUAUUUAAAGAGAAUAUUAACUUUUUAAUAAACUCAACAAAAAUGUAUAAAACUCUCGACGAAAAGGAAGCUGCCGGCGUAAAAGUUCUCAGCCAUUUUACAAAUCUCAACAAGAAUCCAUAUAGUGCAUUAAUCGAAAUAUUGGAUAUUUUUAAUCAACUAUUUGUACACAAGAGCGAUCAUUUCAAAGUUUUAUCACAAAUUUUAUAUAGAGAGUUUUCAGAAAGAACUAAAGUUAACUCUGUUGACAAAGAUGGUAAUUUAUGGACUAAUAAUCAAAAUAGAUUCGAAUCUGUAGAAAUUAAAGAAGCUAUAAAAUACCUUUUUUCAAAACCAGUCAACAGCAGUGGCGAAAGUAAAAAGUUUUCAAGUCUUUUUUGGAGCGAUGCAAUUCACUCCUUUUUUACCAUCAAGGCAAUUCAAUACUUUGACUGUUUCGAAAUGGAAAGAGAAUCAUUCUAUUGUUUCACCAAAGAUUAUUUAGAUGGAUAUAAAAAAGAAAUUGAUUACCUUUUAGAUCCAGAUAAUCAAACCGACCUCAAAAUAUUUUUAAAAUACUCACUAAAAAUUUUAAAUAACACUUUGAAUGAUAGUAAUUGGAAACCAAAUUUAAUAAUUUUACAUGAUGCAAAGAUUCCAAAUUAUAAUCCAAAUAAAGAAAAUGAAAAAUUAGAAAGAUCAUUUAGAAUUUUUAUAAAAUUAUUAAAAAGAUGUUUGGUUUCAUUUAAUGAAAAGGAAAAUAGUGGUAUCAUUAAGAGGAAUAUUUGUUCACUUCUUAGAAUCGACAAUGCAAAUCAAUUAAAGUUUUUAUUGGUUGGUCUUAAAGAAUCUCAACAACACGAUAUCAUAUUGGACCUAAAAGAAAGAAUCAAUGGAAAUAAAUUUAUUGAAUUACCAAAACAAAAAUUAAUGAAAAUGAUUGAGAGCGAUAGGUCAUCAAGUAAUACAAGUUUAUUAGAUUUUGGUAAUAGUAGAAAGACUAUAGAUUCAAAAUCAUAUACAAUUGAUUCAAUUACAACAAAGGAUGUCGAUGAUGCAGUUGGCAUUAUUAAAGAGGAAAAUGGUGAUUAUAUAGUUGUGGUUCAUAUAUCUGAUGUUACAGAUUCCGUUAAACCCUUUAGUCAGUUAUACGAAUGGGCAAAAUAUCAAUCAUCAUCCAUUUAUUUACCAAACUCAACUCAUUUUAUGUUACCAAAUUUCAUCAGUGAUCAAAGUAGUUUAGAACCAAAUAAAGAAAACAGAUGUCUAUCCUAUCAAUUUAGAGUUAAUGAAAAAGGACAAAUUACAGAUUAUUCAAUUUUCCCAUCACUUGUAAAAAAUAUUGUAAAAACAAAUUAUGACAAAGUUACCAACUCUAUAAAUUCUUUUAAUGGCAUCAAUAGUGGCUCUAGCGAUAUUCAUUCGAAUGAAGAAACCGAAGAGUUAAAUCAAUUAUUUAAAAUUGCAUCAAAAUUAAAGAAAAAUAGAGAACUAAAAGGUGUUUCAAUUGUUAAUCUACCAAAAUCUAAAGUUGUAUAUAAUGAAGAGGCUAAAAAAUAUGAACUCGCCGAAGAGGAUAGUGGCACCUUAUCCCAUACUUUAGUAUCAGAACUUAUGAUUGCCACCAAUUGGAUAUCAUCAGAUUUUUGCAUUAAAAAUAAUUUACCAAUUCCAUUUAGAGGACAAAGUGAACCAGACUUUAAUGCAAACUUGGAACAUCUAUCAAAACUUCAUCCAAUUGCAGGAUCUCAUUUAUUAUUAAGACAAUUUAAAAAGGGUGUUUUGGAUCAUAAUAAUAUAGGUCAUUAUUCAUUAGGUUUAAAUAGUUAUACAUGGUCAACUUCACCAAUUCGUCGUUUCUCAGAUAUGUUGGUUCACACACAAAUUAAAAACUAUCUUUUAGAAAAGCAGCCACUACUCAACACUGAAUAUUUAGAAAGAACAUUACCAUAUGUACAAAAGAAUUUAGAAUCAAUUAAAGAUUUCCAAAGAAAAUAUGAAAAAGAAAUUUUAAAUAGAAUUUUAAAGAUGCAAGGUUUCAAUAAAUUAUAUCGUGCAGUUAAAUUAUCAAAAACAACAUUUGGUAAUAAAUCGGUUGUCAAAUUUUUACUAUUGGACCAUGGUUUAUUAAGUAUAACACUUCAAGUAGACAAUUACCAAGGAGAACUAGACGAUAAAAUUUAUUUAUUAGAAGCCAAACCCAAUCAUAGAAAUAUAUUUAGAUUUGAAAUUGUAAAAGAACAAUAA
Molecule: messenger RNA, 2730 nt
Organism: Dictyostelium purpureum
Lineage: Eukaryota; Evosea; Eumycetozoa; Dictyosteliales; Dictyosteliaceae
Exons: 2
Biological process (GO): mRNA catabolic process
Cellular component (GO): P-body; exosome (RNase complex)
Molecular function (GO): 3'-5'-RNA exonuclease activity; RNA binding
Source: RefSeq, a predicted model, not a curated record